AGGUGCUUUACGGUAGCGGCAGCGGCCUUUCCUCCGAAGAGGUCGUUGGAGGCGCUUUUCCGCUCUCGCCGCGAGGCCGGGCAGCACGAGCCGCGGGCGGCGUGGGGGCCGAGAGAGGAGGAGGAGGAAGGGGAAGAAAAAGAGCUGCCAGCGCUGCUGAGGGGAGAGGGCGGCUGAGGCCUCCCCCCAGCGCUCGGUCUCCAUGGAGGGGGGCGCCGGGAAUUCGAAGGGCUCCGGCCUUGGAGGCCUGUUCGGCGCCGGAGGGGUUGGCGGGCCGGGCUACUCCCAGGCGGAUCUGGCAGGAGUCCCUCUGACUGGGAUGAGCCCUUUGUCUCCAUAUUUAAAUGUGGAUCCUAGGUAUCUUAUACAGGACACAGAUGAAUUUAUCUUACCUACUGGUGCUAGCAAAACUAGGGGCAGAUUUGAGCUGGCAUUCUUUACAAUUGGAGGAUGUUGCAUGACAGGAGCUGCGUUUGGUGCACUGAAUGGCCUGCGGCUGGGUCUGAAGGAAACGCAAAGCAUGGCUUGGUCCAAACCUAGAAAUGUACAGAUUUUAAAUAUGGUGACAAGGCAAGGGGCAUUAUGGGCCAACACUCUUGGAUCUCUAGCACUGCUGUAUAGCGCAUUUGGAGUUGUCAUAGAGAAAACACGAGGUGCCGAAGAUGACCUGAACACAGUAGCUGCUGGGACCAUGACAGGAAUGCUGUAUAAAAGCACAGGUGGUCUGCGGGGGAUAGCACGAGGUGGCAUUGCAGGACUCAUGCUCACAAGCCUCUAUGCACUCUAUAACAACUGGGAGCACAUGAAGGGCUCAGUACAGCGACAGUCCCUCUAAAUGGAGUGAACUCCACCCACGUAGUGCAAUCAGACUUUUGUCCCUUCAAUAGAGCAUGGAGAAGAAUGGAAACUCUUGUAGACUACAGAAUCUCACUGUGAAGACUUGGUUACCAGGACUGGCACAUUCUUUCCACUGUCAGACUGCGAUAAGUGCUGUUUUAUCUGUGAGGGAGUGGAGCAAUUGUCUACUUCAAGAACUUGUCUCUGGUGCAUGUUCACUUUUGCCUGGGCCCGAGUUAUUGUACUUUGGCUCAGGUCAUGUCAGUCAUCUGUGCUGUGCUAUAAAAUUUGUGUACUGGUUCCAUCGAUUCCAAUAAAGCUUGUGUCCCUAAA
Molecule: messenger RNA, 1170 nt
Organism: Hemicordylus capensis (graceful crag lizard)
Lineage: Eukaryota; Metazoa; Chordata; Lepidosauria; Squamata; Cordylidae
Gene: TIMM23B
Product: translocase of inner mitochondrial membrane 23 homolog B
Exons: 7
Coding region: 203-835 (210 amino acids)
Biological process (GO): protein import into mitochondrial matrix
Cellular component (GO): mitochondrial inner membrane; TIM23 mitochondrial import inner membrane translocase complex
Molecular function (GO): transmembrane protein transporter activity
Source: RefSeq, a predicted model, not a curated record